AUGAGGCCGGAAGAAGGGCCAGAAGACGCGGGGAAGCCGCGGCGCUGCGCCGGGGUUUCGGGCGCAAGCAGCAGCCCGCUGCUGUCUUGCGUGUCGAGUUCGCUGCGAAACUUGAAGUCUUUGAUGGAAGAAGAGGAUUUAAAUGCCAUUUCCGACAUUUUUUUGCAAAUUUGCAAACAAAAUGCCCUUUCUUCUCCCAAUUGCAAGUCCGAAACGCCCCCCAGGCCCUCCUCAGCCUCCACUGCUGCGCCGUCUUCUUCGCUUUCGCUUUCUGCUGCUCUCGUGGCGCCCGCUGCAGCCGAGCCGCGCGGUGUACGUACACCCGAACGCAUGCAAGCUGCGCGUACACCCGAACGCAUGCAGCCCCUCCCCCGCCCCAACGACGAGACUCUCCUGCCUUUCUCUCCUAAAGGCAGCUCCGCCAAAGACAGCAGCAGCAGCAGCAGCAGCAGCAGCAGCAGCAGCAGCAGCAGCAGCAGCAGGGCGGCUGAGGAGGGGUCCCCGCGGCCUGCAACUCCGUGCAAGCGAGUUUGCGGCUCUUUUGUGGACUCUUCGAAAAGCAAACAAAAAGAUAAAACAAAUUUCAACAAGUCUGCUGCUGCUGCCCUCACCCGGCGAAGCCCCCGGCUGCACCCGCCUGCUGCUGCUGCUGCUGCAGCAGCAGCAGCAGCAGGGCGUGCGAACCUCUCCAGGGCAGCAGCAGCAGCAGCAGCAGCAGCAGCAACUUAUGGCUGCAGGAAAAGGAGACAAGAAGAAGACGCAGCAGCGAGAGAAGCGAAAAACAGAAAACAGACAAAAGACACGCGAGCAGCAGCAGGCGCAAAAACAGCAGCAGCAGCAGCAGCAGCAGCAGCAGCAGCAGCAGCAGCAGCAGCAGAUAGUGUUGAGAGGGGAGGCCUCUCGCCACUGAAGACAGGCGACAGCAAAAGAAAAGGAAGUUCGGAGUUGGGCGAAGAAAAAAAGCGAAAAGAGGUGAAGGCCUUUUAA
This is a messenger RNA of Eimeria necatrix, 987 nucleotides long. RefSeq lists its product as hypothetical. The coding region runs from base 1 to 987 and encodes 328 amino acids. The transcript has a single exon. The record is from RefSeq and is a predicted model, not a curated record. Lineage: Eukaryota; Apicomplexa; Conoidasida; Eucoccidiorida; Eimeriidae.